UUCCUUUGGGUAGAAAUCCUCCAGAUAUACAAGGGUUAGAAGUGGAACACUGGGCAAACUCGACCAAAACGAUCUUAACCUGGAAUAAAAAUGCAAUCAACGCGUCACACGUGGACAUUGAAAUAUCUCUUUUUGAUACCUUUGAGUUCCGUAUUCAUGAAGCUAGUUUAGUAAGCUUUAAACAUGUCCCUAAUUCUGGGAACUACCAUCUUGAUUUCAGCGAGGAAAAUAUUUUAUCAAAUACAAC
Messenger RNA from Paramuricea clavata, 247 nucleotides. Lineage: Eukaryota; Metazoa; Cnidaria; Anthozoa; Malacalcyonacea; Plexauridae. The record is from the annotation of a GenBank genome assembly.